This is a messenger RNA of Daldinia decipiens, 568 nucleotides long. RefSeq lists its product as uncharacterized. The record is from RefSeq and is a predicted model, not a curated record. The transcript has 2 exons. Lineage: Eukaryota; Fungi; Ascomycota; Sordariomycetes; Xylariales; Hypoxylaceae. The coding region runs from base 111 to 359 and encodes 82 amino acids.
ACAUCGCACCGUUAAUAUCGAUAUCGAUAUCAUAGGUAGUCAAAUAAGUAAUCAACGAAAACAACGACUUGUCAUCCCAGCAAUCCCCCAACCCGACGCAGCCAGCCACCAUGUCGCCGCAGUACAAGCCCGGCCAGACCGUCCGCUACAAGCCCGUCGGCGGCCCCGACUCCAACACCCCGGAGAGCACGGGCAAGAUCACCGACGUGAUCACCGAGCCCGGCGUCCAGGCCGAUCGCAACGUCCAGGCCAGCUCUGACGAUCCGCGCUACGAGAUCCAGAACGACAACACGGGCAAACUCACAUCCGUGUACGAGAAGAACAUCCUCGGUCCUGCUCAGGCGAACGCGUCGGCUUGAGAUGGUGAGGGUUCUGUCUGCGGUUUUGGGAUGGAUGUUGAAGAAUACGGGAUUCUAUUUGCAACUUAGUUGCUGGAUAAAGCCGGAUAGUGUCUGGUGGGUUUGAGUGUUGCUACUAUUGGCGAUCAAGACUGCUAUAUAACAAUAAAUACGAAUUUCAACGUGGAAAGCUAGUUGUCUCCGUAAAUGACCUUCGGUGUGAUCUUACC